This is a messenger RNA of Lycium barbarum (goji berry), 699 nucleotides long. Its product is annotated as NAC domain-containing protein 1-like. Lineage: Eukaryota; Viridiplantae; Streptophyta; Magnoliopsida; Solanales; Solanaceae. The record is from RefSeq and is a predicted model, not a curated record. Gene Ontology annotation, molecular function: DNA binding. The transcript has a single exon. Gene Ontology annotation, biological process: regulation of DNA-templated transcription. The coding region runs from base 1 to 699 and encodes 232 amino acids.
AUGAAUGAUGAAAGGCGAAAGAAGAACGAGCCCUAUGAUGAUGAACAUCUCAUAAGCUAUUUACUUAAAUUUGUUUGUGGAAAGCCAAUUGAAUGCCGUCAUAUUCAACAUAUAGAUUUGUAUGGUAACAAGAAGCCAUGUGAGUUAUUCUACGACUUAUUAUGUAGUGAAGGUAAGACAAGUAGCGAUCAUGUAAACUAUUUCUUUACUCAGUUGAAGAAAAAAUCCGUGCAUAGUAAAAACGUCAACAGGACAAUUGUUGGGGGUGGCUCAUGGAGGGGACGGGACACGAGUAAAGCAGUUUUUGAUAAGGAUGGAUCAGUGAUUGGGUCCAAGAAAACUUUUCGUUUUGAUGAAGGAAGUAGUGGCGUGUACUGGAUUAUGAAAGAAUACUGUCUUAACGAAACCAUGGUGAAGGCGUUAAGAGAAAGUGGUGAAAUCCAACACGAAGACUUUGUUCUAUGUAGCAUUACGAGGAAGGUUAGUUUGGGUAAAAAUUCUCAGGAUAUCCCGGUAAUCGAGAAUGUAGUCAUUAAAGAGUCCUUGACUGAAGAAGAAUUCCCAUGGCCGCUAUAUCCUGGUUUAACUGAACUUCCACCAUUAGAUGGACCGUUUGAGUCAUUGACUGAAGAAGAUUUGAUCUUCUUUGAUAAGCCUGAUCCUGAAUAUCCACAGGCAUAUGAGAACAAAAAAGAAUGA